GCCCCCGCCCCCGUUCCCCCCUCCCCCCGCCCUCCGAGGUGGCACCUGCGCAGGAGUCUGAGACCUCCUUUUCCAGAGUUCCAGAAUGGAGACUGAAGGGUACCUAGAGACACAAAGAAGUAAAGAAGUCCAGAAUGAUAAAAUAGGGUCACCUUCAAAUGAGAUGAUGGCUGAGGAGCCACAAGUUGUCCUAAUAUCAGCUCCCCAGGUCCAGGCUCCACCAGAGCACCUCGAUGCAGACUCAGUUGAAGAUGUGGAGACCAUGCCACGAAGGAAUCCUCCCAAUGCGGCAGCCUCUAGGCAGAGGUUCCGGAGAUUCCGCUAUGAGGACGCAGCUGGGCCCAGGGAUGUCCUCAGACAUCUCCAGGAGCUUGCCGGACAGUGGCUGAGACCCGAUAUUCACACAAAGGAGCAGAUUGUGGAGAUGCUGGUGCAGGAGCAGUUCCAGGCCGUCCUGCCUGAGGAGCUCAGAGCUCGGGCCCAGAGAUGUCAGCCUGGGGUCAGAAUCACUGGCUAAGUUCUGCCACUGGGUUCUUGCUCAGCCUACAGGUCACCCGGGCUUUCUGUGUGUGGAGAACUGUCCUUUGGUUGACCACUGAGACAGAGCAGUCUAGCUGUGGUGGUGACAAGCACAGAGUAAACUUAGCAGCUGCUUCUCUUCAGUGUAACCCAGUCUCGAGUAACCUUUCUGCCUCUGGCCUGGCUCCUGAUAUGUACAUCUGCUCCUGGAACCAUCUAGGUGCCAAUUCAGAAACUAAUUUUUGGUAGAGGGACGAGUUAGCUCUAAACUGGAACUCUUGUUGAUUUUGCUGGUGUCUUAAUACUUCCUGUGCCUUUGGAAUGGGUCUAGAUGUGAGAAUACAAAUAUAAAGCCCAGUAUAAAGGAAAUGUAUAGUUUUUGAAGAGAGAGGAAGACCUUGAAUUAUAUGAGUAGGAUCAUUAAUAAAACUAGUCUUUUGGUAUUUGAUUUGGAGAUAGCACAAAGAAAACACUUUUUUCUUUUCUUUAAUUUAUUUGAGAGAGAGAAAGGGGUAGGAGCAGUGGGAGAGGGAUAAGCAGACCCCACUCCCACUUGGGGGGGGCUCUAUCCAAGGACCCUGAGAUCACUACCUGAGCUGACAUCAGAUGCUUAACUGACUGAGUCACUCAGGCUCCCCAAAACCCAUUUCCUAUUUUAAAAAGUACAUUAGAAGCAGAGGAGAGAAGAAAUAGCCAAGUUAGGGAAGUGAGGUUUUUGGGGUUUUUUUUUGUGUGUGUUUUUUUUUU
Molecule: messenger RNA, 1266 nt
Organism: Nyctereutes procyonoides (raccoon dog)
Lineage: Eukaryota; Metazoa; Chordata; Mammalia; Carnivora; Canidae
Product: SCAN domain-containing protein 1-like
Exons: 1
Coding region: 86-517 (143 amino acids)
Source: RefSeq, a predicted model, not a curated record